Molecule: messenger RNA, 2532 nt
Organism: Schizophyllum commune H4-8
Lineage: Eukaryota; Fungi; Basidiomycota; Agaricomycetes; Agaricales; Schizophyllaceae
Exons: 1
Coding region: 207-2477 (756 amino acids)
Biological process (GO): protein linear polyubiquitination; proteasome-mediated ubiquitin-dependent protein catabolic process
Cellular component (GO): ubiquitin ligase complex
Molecular function (GO): zinc ion binding; ubiquitin binding; ubiquitin-protein transferase activity
Source: RefSeq, a predicted model, not a curated record
GUUAGGUAUCCAGGGGUCGUCUGCCAGGCAAUAGCAAGUCUGACGCAGCGCGGAGCGGACCUCCUAUACACAAACUUCGGUCCAACAUCAGCGCGGACCCCUCGAGCGACCCGCCGACAACCAAGACAGGCGAGGAGGCGGGGGAAGCAGCGAAGGAGGCCCGGCUCGUGCUCGCCACUCAGGACGACGCCACACACACCUUCACGAUGCUGAUUGCGGGAUCCAUCGUUACCUUCGGCGCGGGCGCCAUCAUCCAGUCCCUGGUCGCCGGCUUUGAUACUUCCAUCGUCACCAUGACUGGCAUCCCCCUAGAUGCAACCAUCGCAUCGCUCUCCAAAUUCCUGGCGAACACCAACAUCGACCACCGCACCUUCUACAUCGUUUCGCACGACAAGCAGAAGCGCCACUGCAAGAUCCUCGUCGACCGACGAAGCGCCACUCAGCUUGUCGACGCGAUUGGCCAAGUCGAGAUGGGUGGCUGCCGGCUCAGCGCGUCUUUAGUCGAUGCUGGCGGCGGCGACGUCCUCAGUGUGGACUACUUCUUGAACCUGUGGUGGAGGGCGCCGUCCGCGCGGUACGUCGCGACCUACGGCUCCCCGGCCGUCGCAGAGGCGAAGGCACGCGAGCUGAACGGUAGCAUGCUGCACGGACGACGCGUCAGUGCCCAUACGUACAAAGCCUCGUCUGACAUCGUCAUCGACGGCCUUCCCGCUUCGGUCACGGCCAAAGAGGUGGCGCAUUUUGCGAAGACCCUCUCUGCUAUCCGACAGCACUCGAAGAGCCACGAUACCAAGGCGGCGCUCUGUGGGAUACAGGACACCCUCAGGGCGAUAUUUGGAACUGUUGAGAUGGCGAUGGAGGACGUGUCGCGCCCAAGGGAAAGCUCGACGACGAAGAUUCGCCUGCGCCUCGACAGCCUGGACCGCGCCCUACAAGCCCACAACGCCUUCAAUAGGAAGAAGUUCUCGUGGAAUGGCAAUUCGCCAAUCCACGCAUUCGUCGACGAGCCCGUGCAGUUCAAGCUUACAAUUCCGUUCAGGGAAUAUAGGGCACAGCGCAAGCAAUGGAGCGAGCUCGAGGCGAGCCAUUCGCCUGCGCAGCCCGGCCGCCACGACUGCUUCCUCGAGCUCAAAGGGCUGAUGUGGAGCGGAACUUCCGUCGACGUGACGAUCUCGGGCUGGCAGAAAGAGGCGGUGGGGAGAUUGAAGGUUCGCGUCGAGAAUCUUGCCCGUGGUGAGACGCUUGUGGGCGGGAUCCCAGGCUUGAGCGACCGCUUCCUCGAUGAGGUCGAGCUAUUGACGAACGCGUUGAUCAUUCGCGAUCGACGCACACGUGCCCUGAGGGGCAUUGGCGAGCCAGAGGCUUUGGCUCGGGCAAGAAGCCACCUUCAGGAUGAGGCGGAGCGCCUGGCCUCGCUGGAGAUCACUUUCUUCCUGAAGCCGAACGUGGCGCCGUACUUCCUGCGUUUGGGCAUCCCGGCUUUGAAGGAGGAACUUGGCGAGGGAUGCGUGAGAUUGCGGGGCCGAAGCUCGCUUGUCGUCCGAGGAGGCGAAGUGGCGCGGCGCGCGGUCGAGCGCCAUAUGGCGGAGGCAGAGACGUGUCGCUUCGCCGAUCGGGCGACUGGUUCUACAUGUCCUGUCUGCUAUAUGGAGCCUGUGUCGCCCUUCCGUCUGGGUUGUGGACACGAAUAUUGCGCGGCGUGCGCCAAGCUUCUGCUCUCGAGCGCGACGGACAACAAGACGUUCCCAUUGCUUUGCGUCGGGGAUAACGCGACGUGUGGCGUACCGAUACCCAUUCCUACGAUCCGCAAGUUCCUGACCGACGAGGGGAUGAACAGACUCUUCGACGCCGCCUUCGCAGCUCAUGUCGAGCGCAACCCGGACAAGGUGAAGUACUGCCGGACGGCGGGAUGCGAGCAGGUGUACGCUGUCACCGCGGAGCAACAAUUUGCGCCUUGCCCGUCGUGCUUCGCUGGCGUCUGCACCGCUUGCAACGAGGAUGCGCAUACUGACAGAACUUGCGAUGAAGUACGACGAGCGAAGGACGAGGAGCGGCUCAACAACAAGCUCUGCACCGACCAGAACUACAAACGCUGCCCGAACUGCAAUAUCCUGGUCGAGAAAACCGCAGGAUGCAACCACAUGUCGUGCAGAUGUGGCACGCACUUCUGCUGGUUGUGCAUGCAGGCAUUCCCGAGCGGCAAGGAGACGUAUGACCACAUGAGCCAGGUGCAUGGAGGCUUCUAUGCCGGGCCCGUACCCGCAGAGAUGGUCGAGUUCGUUCCGGUGCAAGGUCGCGAUGCAGAGCGACUUCGCGUCUGGUUGAGGAACGAGGCUGUCCGCCAGGUAGAGGGUCCAAAUGGUAUACCGGUAUAUCUCAUCCCGGAUGAGGUGAUAGAGCAGGCGCGGGAGGAGAUGGCGCAGGAGAACAACGCUCAGGAAGGUCAAGGUGGGAACAGAAACUGCACUGUGAUGUGAGUGUAGACAGGCUAUACAACCGUCAAUUUUUUUAGAUCUCGAGGUCCAUUCUCUA